Molecule: messenger RNA, 1857 nt
Organism: Drosophila gunungcola (fruit fly)
Lineage: Eukaryota; Metazoa; Arthropoda; Insecta; Diptera; Drosophilidae
Product: probable RNA-binding protein CG14230
Exons: 4
Coding region: 93-1826 (577 amino acids)
Molecular function (GO): RNA binding
Source: RefSeq, a predicted model, not a curated record
AUGGUCACACUGGCAUUGUUAUUGUUGCCGGAAUUCUACACGUGCCUUGGAAUCGUGUUGAUUUUUGUAAAUACUGAAAAGUGAACUCAAAGAUGGGCAGCACCCGGUUCUUCCUGGCGGAUCUGCCGUCCAGGACCUCGGAGGCGGACCUGCGCGGCCUGUUCCAGGACUACGGCCAUGUGGAGCAUGUGGAUCUGAAGCGGAAGGAGCAGGAUGGGGCGACCAAGGUGAUCGCCUUCGUCACCCUGCAGACGGAGGAUGCCCAGUACUGCGUCAACGAGCUCAACUGGCAGAAGCUGCAUGGGGACCACCUGCGGGUCUCCUUGGCCAAGGAGUCCUUUCUGGACAGACUGAAGCGCGAGCGCGAGGAGAACCAGCGACGGGAACAGGGCGAACCAGUCGAGACCGAGGUGUUUGCGGAAAGCUCCCAGCUGCUGGCAAAAAGCAACCAGAACAAGCGCAGGGUCUUCGGCGAAGACGAGGAGAUCGGCGACGACGAGAUCGCUCCGGAGCUGCUGAUCACCAAAAAGCGAGCCGCUAACUCCAUACACAAUGGCAAGAUUGUCAUACAGCAGGAGCACGACGCAAAGCCGCUCCACGUCAUCGAGCAGCACCGCAAGCCAGCCAAGCAGCUUCCGGACGCCAAGGUCAGCCAGGCGGAGCAGAAGCGCAUGGAGUCGCUCAAUAAGAUGCGACAGGGGCACCAGCAGAAGAAGUCUGCCAUCCAACUGGCACUAUCCGCGAUAUCCGGCGAAGGAGGCCAGGCAAAGAGGAUCAAGUUCAGCGACGACGAGGAGGAGACAAAGCCCGUCCAAAAGUCCAAGUCGCAAAAACGAGAUCUCUUCGAGGGCGACGAAGACGAGGAGGAGGCCGGGCAGGUCGUCCUGCCGCAGCACAAGGGCAAGAAGGGCGAGCGUCUGGUGGAGAUGCAGAGCAAACAGAGCAUAGAUCCCCGCUUUCGUAUCACAGCCAACUUUGUGGACGAGGAGGAGGAGGAGCAGGAGGCGGAGCUGGAGGGCUCUGGCGACCAUGGUGGUGAUCAGCCAGUGCCGGUGGAGAGCGAACGGCAGUGGCAGAUGGACAUUCUGGAGCAGGUUGUGGGACACAAGAUUGCCGGGGCCAACGAUGGCAAGCCGGUCAAAGGCAAAAAGAUGUUGCGCUUCGAUCCGGCCAAGGAGGACCAUCAGAAGCUAGUGCGCCAGAAACUGCCCAAGGAUGAGGAGGCUCCCAAGACCAAGGAUGCAAAGGCCAGCAACAGUAGUGAAGCAGUCCAGGCCCCAGUCUCGAAAACGGCCUUCUACAUGGUCACCGACACCCUGAAGCAUUCGCUCAACACCCGGGGCGAGGGCUUCAGUCUGCUGGACAUGUUUGGCAGCGCCCCCGACGAGGAGGUGGCCAAGCGCCAGGACCAGCUGGAGAAGCUGGGGCACGAGAAGAUCCUGGUGGGCAAGGCUUCCGCCAGCAAGCUCGGCCUGGACACGCUCAAUCCCUUCUCCUACGACUCGUCCGACAGCGAGGACGAGGCGAAACCGGCCCAAGAAGAGCCAGAACCGGAGGCCAGCAAGGAAAAUCAGGCCCAGCCAGUGAAGAAGACCAAGCAGAAGAAGAGCAAGAUCAAAUUGGAGUCCUUCUUCAUACCCAAAAACGAUCCUCGGCUAAAAGAGGGCGCCAAGUUCUUCAAGUCCGCAAAGACGGAGGUUGACCAGGCCGACUACGACCAGGUGCGAAACCGCCUGAAACUGCUCAUCAGCAACAAGAUCGCCAAGACCAAGAAGAACCUGCCCAGCAAGGACAUCAGACAGUACCGGAAUAAGAAAGCGAAAUAAUAAUCCCCUUGGGCUGAUCCUUAGGCUAACU